Messenger RNA from Amphiprion ocellaris (clown anemonefish), 5484 nucleotides. RefSeq names its product synapsin I (gene syn1). Gene Ontology annotation, cellular component: synaptic vesicle membrane; synaptic vesicle. NCBI's taxonomy places the organism in Eukaryota, Metazoa, Chordata, Actinopteri, Pomacentridae. Bases 379 to 2358 code for a protein of 659 amino acids. The record is from RefSeq and is a predicted model, not a curated record. Gene Ontology annotation, molecular function: ATP binding. Gene Ontology annotation, biological process: neurotransmitter secretion. The transcript is spliced from 14 exons.
UCUCCCUCAGGAUGACUGGGAGUGACGCAGGGCAGACGGAAAAAACUGGGGCUUGAGGGGAAGGACGGCGGUGAUGCAGGAAGGACUGUAGCUUUAUUUAUUUCACAGGUUCAAACCCGACGCACGACCUGGCUGCCUGCACAGAGGACAUGAGAGUCACCUGCAUGCAGACUUCCCUGUGAGACGUUAACAGCUAAUCAGGAAUCAUCCACUUGGAUCAGUGUGGAUUCAACACUCCCAGGUAACGUUGAUGCCUGCUUUUCCACGCAGGAAUUCAGCCUAGUCAUUCAUUUUUUCCCUACCUGAGCACCAAGUUGUAAGCCGCAUUCAGUGGGAGAAUAAUCGGACCCCCGUCGGUUAUUUCAGUAAACCUCCAUCAUGAACUACCUGCGUCGACGACUCUCGGACAGCAAUUUCAUGUCCAACCUACCCAAUGGCUAUAUGACCGACCUCCAACGCCCCGACCCGCCGCAGCAGAGCCCCGCAGUGUCGCCGGGGCCGUCGGAGAGGCGCCAGUCCACCAGCCAGCAGCAGUCUGGAGGCGGAGGUGGAGGAGGAGGCUCCGGCUUCUUCUCAUCCAUAUCCAAUGCUGUCAAACAGACCACAGCUGCUGCGGCCGCGACCUUAUCCGAGGCAGCGGACCGGGCAGGAGUCACCAGCACCGCCAAGAUCCUCCUGGUUGUCGACGACCAGCAGACCGACUGGGUAAAAGUCUUCAGAGGAAGAAAGGUCCACGGUGAAUUUGACAUCAAAGUAGAACAGGCGGAGUUCUCUGAGAUCAACCUGGUGGCAAACGCCACAGGAAGCUACAACGUGGACAUUGAUGCCAUCAGGAGUGGGCAUAAGGUUACUAAAUCGUUUAAGCCUGACUUUGUGCUGAUCAGACAGCAUGCUUUCAGCAUGGACAAGAACGGAGACCACCGGAACAUAGUGAUUGGUUUGCAGUAUGCUGGAGUGCCAAGUGUUAACUCUUUGCACUCUGUCUACAAUUUCUGUGACAAACCCUGGGUGUUUGCGCAGAUGUCUAGACUUCACAAGCAGCUGGGCCCAGAGGAGUUCCCACUGAUUGAGCAGGUUUACUAUCCAAACCACAAGGAAAUGAUCACCUCCCCUCGAUUCCCUGUAGUGGUAAAGAUGGGCCAUGCUCACUCAGGAAUGGGAAAGGUGAAAGUGGACAAUCAGUAUGAUUUUCAAGAUAUUGCGAGUGUCGUGGCGCUGACCAAGACUUAUGCCACAUCUGAGCCUUUCAUUGAUGCAAAGUAUGAUGUUCGCAUCCAGAAAAUUGGUAACAAUUACAAGGCUUACAUGAGAACAUCAAUUUCAGGCAACUGGAAAACUAACACUGGCUCAUCUAUGCUUGAGCAGGUGGCCAUGUCAGACAAGUACAGAAUGUGGGUGGAUUCUUGUGCAGCCAUCUUUGGAGGGUUGGAUAUCUGUGCUGUUGAAGCUUUACAUGGUAAAGACGGAAAGGACUACAUAAUAGAGGUUGAUGACUGUUCGAUGCCACUGAUUGGAGACCAGCAGGACGAGGAUCGCGUUCAGAUCGCAGAACUGGUGAUUUCUAAGAUGAACGAGUCUGUUCCACGCACUUCAAGCUCUUCCACAGUCCGAGCCACCGCAGGACAGCCAGCACAGAAGGCGGUGUCUCCUCAGCCUGUCUCUCAGCCCAGAGUACCACAGAGUCAGCAGCGUCCUUCACCUCAGGGUGGUCCUCAGCAAAGUCCACCAUCUCAGCAGCGUCCACAGCCUCAAGGCCAGCCUCCUGCACAGGCUCAGCAACCUGCUGCCAGUCCUGCGUCAGGUGACUCCAGCACCCAGGCUAAGCCUAACCAAGGACCUGCAGCCCAAUCGCGGCCAGCAAGUCAGGGUGCUCCUCAAGGCCAGAGACCUGCUGCUGGUCAGGGUUCUCCUCAGAGGAGCCAAGGAGGUUCCCCUCAAACUCAGAGGCAACAGUCUGUGACACAGCAACAGAAACCCGGUGCAGGGGGCCAGAAACCUCCACCGCAACAGAGGCCUGCUCCACCCAGGCAGCUGUCACAGGGCGGGUCACAGAAGGCUGGUGGCCCGCCAGGUCGUCCUGGAGCACCCACCACCCAGCAGCCACGCCCGGCUGCUCAAGGCCAGGGGGGCCCAGGAGGACGCCCCCCUCUGCAGCAGAAGCCUCAGCCCCCGCAGAAGCCCAGUCAGGACAGCCCGGCUAUGGGCGGCUCCCCACAACUAAACAAGUCCCAGUCUCUUACCAAUACCUUCAACAUUCCAGAAACCCCAACACCACGAGCCAGCCUUAGCCAGGACGAGGUGAAGGCUGAAACCAUACGCAAUCUACGCAAAUCUUUUGCCAGUCUCUUCUCAGACUGAGACGGCAUAAGCUCCCCCUUCCCUCCUCCUACUGACAGAAAUAUGGACAGGCAAACUGAAGGACAGACCCCUUCUCCCCCCACAACGACCAAGGACCAACAGGAUCUCCAAUUCAUGUACAUUGAGUCUGAUAUGAAAAUGUACACACUUGACACCCACUGCCUAAACAGUCAAAAUCUUUUAAAAUGAACAAACAGUAGAAUACAGUAGGGCACUGAUGUCUGAAACAUUCCUUGCCUUGCCUCAAGCUUUAGCCAGUCAUUUACUGAAGUCACAUGCACACCACACAGAAGCCCGUAUAUGCAUGAGCACACAUACGCAAAAAAGAAGACGCAAAGCAACACAAUACUUCUGCCACUUGUUAUGUUGGUGCCGUAAAGUCAUUGUGGUCUUCAUGUUCAUAUAAAUUAAGGGACUGUAUGAAAGUUAAUGGGUUAGGGAGGAUUAUAGAAUUUUGUUUUAUAAAGAACAAGCCCCUCCUCAGUGUUAUUGCCUCUAGUUAUCUCAAAAUUAUAUAUUUAUGGCAAUCAUACUGAAAGUGUGAAACUACAGCUGCUCUAUUAUUGAAUAAAGAGCUGUUAAAUGAAUAUUAUAGCCACAGAAUAGAACAAGCAACAACUCUGUGCUGAAGGGCUUGUGAACUGCAUUAGUUUCACCCCAAUCCAUGUCCUCCACAUGUGGCAAAAUGCAUCUCCGUAGCACACAUGAACCAUUUUUUAUUAAAUGUCUUUUUUUAUUUGUUAAAUUUGACAUCAAGCACAUAUAUAGGUUUAAAAAAAAUCCUCUCCUGCUCUCCCAAAAAUGUUAAUUUCAGCAAAAACACAACUUACCUGACACUCCAUCCUUUCCUGACGCCCUCCCUUCCAAUAGUUUUUGUACAGUACCUUACUCACAACAGCUGCACACUUAGAAUGUCCAGUGUUAGCAAACGCUAGAUCUCUUUGAGAUGUUGACCGCUCAUGGUGGUGUCUUAGCUGCAUGUCAACAGGAGGCAAUGGUUGCAUUUUCCAACCCCUGACUUUGGCGCUUGUAACUGUGUCGUCACACGUAGUUGAAUUAGUUAGUAAAGUAGCCUAGUAGGUGUCGUGAGUAUCUUGUUGCUCCCACGUUUCUUCCCAUUUUCUCGUCGCACAAGAACAAAAGCCCAAAAGCUCUCCACUUUUUGAAAGCAUGCCUUCCACAGACAAGAAGGUCAAAUCAAAUGGAGCUGUCUCAGGGAUGUCCAAUUGAUUGUGACACUUGUGUGUGGGUGAGGGUCUUCCAUUACAGUCUUAUUGUGGUUGUUUACAAAUCAUGAAGGAAAAGCAUGCAUUAUAAUGAGGUAGAAUGUUUUAUUAUUUCAAAUACAUUUUGCACACAGAGUAUACUGCAAAAUUAUACUUGAAUACAAAGACAUGGACUGAUGUAUGAAGUCUACAUUUUCAGGUUUUAUUCAUCUGCCAUGUGACAAAGCAACAACUCACCGUUCCCACUCUGGGGUGCUGCUGUGUCUGUGACAGGUGAGGUCCAAUGGGAUGAUACAGAAUAGAUAGGGUUGGCAACUGUUCAGGUACAGUUAGAAGAAAAAUGACAUUAUUUCAAGUUUCAUCUCGUAGUCCCAUGAUUUCAAUGCAAUGUGAAGAGAAAGUCUUAAAACCAGCUUGUGAAUUUAGUGGAUGUACAAUAAGUUCUACAUCAUGUCAGGUUGACAUUAGCAGUAGGUCAGUGCGUUGGGAUGUUGCACUUAACUUCAACCCAGAGUCUGUAUCGUACAGCGCAGCAGAGUUUCUGCUUUCAUAUAUUCUUCUCCGCUUUCAACGGGUUCAUAGUCUGUAAGAAGAGGUCAUACUCCAAAGCGUACUCAGCCAAGGAAUGAUACAUUUUUGAGCAUCAUCUGUACAAUAACGAAAGGUAAGCAAUGUAAAGGUAUAGGAAUGUCAACCGAGGGAUGCUCCUCUGCAGUAGCACGUACUGCCACCCAUCCUUUGCACUGACAAAUCUUUCUUUGCUCACGACUCUGAAAAAUCCAAGCGAUUCUCUUUCAAGGCACUAAAAACGUCUUCCAGAAGGAGUGCAUUAGAUAUGAAUGUUUAUGUAGUAUGGCAAUAUCAUGCUUUAUAGAGAAGACCCAAUAGCCAAAAGUAUAAAGGAGUCCUGGUUCCCCUGCAGAUUCUUCAUGCCGCCUGUGUUUAUCGGCCUAUUUGUGUCGCCACAGUGACCCCUUGUGCUCAAUGGUGCAUAAACGUGUGAAUGUUGUUCUGUAACUGGUCUAACCAAAUAGAUGUGUUGUACAGAGCUCUGAGCGAUACAGAUUGUCACCUUUCUCCCCCUGCUGCUACCUGUGCUUGUUGAUAUUAUGUGUGUCUCUAAAUUUUUUUUAUCUUUUAACAUUAUUUUGCAAUUAUUUGCAUAAUUUUCUUCAAUGAAGCAUCACUAUCUGGGGCUUGUGAGUUUAUGCGUUAGUAGUUGAGGGCUGCAUUUUUAAAACUUACAGUAACUCGGUGUCAGUACAUAAUUGCCAGAUUUAUCACAGCACAGCCUACUGUCAAGAGAAUCAGCAAGAGCAGUAAUUGUUACACUGAGUGUGUAAUUUGUGAAAAUGAGCCAUCACAUUUAGCAUGGAUGGUUGAUUUUGAAAAAUGUCACUCUGUCACUCAGAAGCCUCUUGGCUAUAUUAAGACGUAACAUUUGCCAUGGUGCUGACAGACUGAACUGACAGCAAUACAAAGACGCAGAUUUUUAUUUGUGUUUUUUUAAUAUUCACGGAUACGUUCUUUCUUUUUAAAAGUUUACAUUAGUUAUGGUGGCUAUAUUUGACUGUGAAUGUACAUCGUUUUCUUUGUUCCUGCUUGUUUUCUAAAAUGCACCGUAUAAUCAUUGUGAAAAGAUGAAGUCCUUACAAGUUUGAGUGAAACUGAUUGUCAGUCGAUGCCUGCCAGAUUUAAAAACAUACAUCAUAAAUGUAAGUGCAAAAAUUUAGCAGAGGUUUUUGUUAAUCAAAAAUAAGAUACUGCAUAAUGUAAAUCAUGGUGGAUUAUUGAAUUAAUUGUAAAAGAUUGAUGUUAUAUGCAAUGUAGCUAUAUUAUGUGAAAAUGAGUAUGUUAUUAAAACAUGCACAAGUCUAAUAAAGUCUAUGACCAACAGUGA